Fusarium poae is the source of this 1629-nucleotide messenger RNA. RefSeq lists its product as uncharacterized. Bases 1 to 1629 code for a protein of 542 amino acids. Gene Ontology annotation, cellular component: fungal-type vacuole membrane. Lineage: Eukaryota; Fungi; Ascomycota; Sordariomycetes; Hypocreales; Nectriaceae. The transcript is spliced from 4 exons. Gene Ontology annotation, molecular function: basic amino acid transmembrane transporter activity. Gene Ontology annotation, biological process: basic amino acid transport; transmembrane transport. The record is from RefSeq and is a predicted model, not a curated record.
AUGUCGUCUGUUGUAGAGAACCGUGACCCAGAAACUGCAGCGGUAGAUCGACAAAAUGUCACAGACCAAGCAACAGAGACAACACCUCUUCUCGAUACAUCUCAGUCCUCAGUUUCCCCGCCGAGAAACUCUUCAAUCGCGGUUUUCAAGAUUGUUUCGGUUCUCAUCAUUGGCUCUUUCACUGCCAGUGCUGAUGGCAGUCUUGUGCUGGCCACACACCCGACAAUUGCAAGCGAGUUCAAUGCCCUGUCUGCGUCGAAUUGGCUAUUCGUCUCUUUCAAUCUCGCGGGAGCUGCUACCCAAGCCAUGGUAGGCAAGCUUAGCGAUAUUUAUGGUCGACGAAGCCUCAUUGUUACUGCUUACGCUCUCUUUGCUGCUGGUUGUAUCAUUGUUGGGACAGGCACUUCCAUGGGAUUAGUUAUCCUUGGCCGUGUUAUUUCUGGUGUAGGAGGAUCAGGGCUAACCAUACUGGCCAUGCUCAUCAUCACAGACUUGGUGCCUCUGCGUGAGGCUGCUGCAUGGCAGUCCUAUCUCAACCUCGCUGCCACAACUGGUCGUAGUCUGGGCGGACCUCUUGGAGGUUGGCUAGCUGACACUAUCGGAUGGCGUUGGUCGUUCAAUUGUCAGGUUCCCAUCUUCCUUCUUGCCAUUCUUCUCACCUACUUCUUUUUGCCCAGCAACAAGAAACAGGACGACAAACCUACAUCACUCUCUAGAAUUGACUUCACUGGUGCAGCUCUUCUUGCUCUCACAAUGAUGGCGUUUCUUCUACCAUUCGAGAUUGGGGGCUCUCAGGUUCCUUGGUCCCACCCCGUUAUCCCCAGCUUAUUCGCCGCGUCUUUCGUUUUUGGUGGACUGUUCAUGCUCUUCGAAGGCCGCUGGGCCGUAGAACCAAUCUUCCCACUCGACUUGCUUCGUAUCCGGAAUGUUGUGCUUGGAUACGUCAUCAGUGGCUCUCAAUGUGCCGCCCAGCUUGGGUUAAUGUUCUCUGUUCCUCUCUACUUCCAGGUCACAAAGAAUGCCAGCAACACUGUUGCUGGAGCAUACCUUUUCCCAGCCGUGGCGGGAAAUGCAAUUGGUGCCAUUCUAGCUGGUUUGGUUAUUAACCGCACUGGAAGGUAUAAACUAGUUCUCCUUGUUGCUACUUUGACAUCAGCAGUGUCUUAUAUAUUACUUUUACUGCGCUGGCAUGGUCGAACAAACGUCUGGGAAUCUCUUUAUAUCUUCCCAGGCGGCCUUGGCACUGGCGCAGUACAAACAGGAGUCUUUGUUGCCGUACAAGCUGCCACUGAUCCUGCUCAUAAGGCGGCUGCUUUGGGUGGGGUCUGGUUGACGGUCAUGGUCGGAGCUGUCAUCGGUAUGACUGCUGUCAGUACAGUAACGAUGCACGUCAUGGCUUGGAGUCUUGCCACUACGCUGCAAGGUCGUGGCGUGACAAGAGACGUGAUUCAAAAGGUCGUCGAUAUGGCCACUUCAGAUAUCAACUAUAUUAACAAAGCGGAUCCAAAUAUAGCAUCAGCUGUAGUGGAUGCGUAUGUACGCGGUCUGUCCUUCAGUCAUAUCAUUUCUCUCACAUUUUCGAUCAUUGCUACAUUCUCGGCUAGCUUCAUCAGUGAGCACAAGGUUUAG